UGAAUGUCUGCUCAGGGUUCUCUUUUUCUGUGAUCGAAUGCUCUUAAAGGGAACAUGGAAUCAGACACAGGGGGCAGACCCUCAGUGGUGCAGAAAAGCUCCAUCCCUCAUACUCAUCCAGAUAAUCUUCAGCUUGUGAGUGGAAAACAUCCUGAAUGCUCUCAGAAAAUAACCACAAGAAAACAUUUCUGCAGUACUGAGGUGCUUUUAGUUCCUUCAUGAAGAUGACAGACACCACUGAAGAAAAAGCUGACAUCCAGGAACCAGACAACUCAAAGAUGAAGAACCUGGAUGCCUCAGAGUUUGAGGUGACAGCAGACCGUCUGGAGCAGCUGAUGAAGAGCAUGGAGGUGCUCCUGUCGGACGUGGAGCAGCUCCGGAGCCACUGCAGCCACCAGGCCGGCGAACUGAUGCGUGCGGCGGUGGAGCUAAGGCACCAGCAGGACGAGCUGAAGGAGAGUUACGCUGAGCUUUCCAAGGAAAUGCAGGAGAUAGUGGAAUCAGUGGAGGACCUGUUCAGCACCAAGAGCGCCUUUGAAGCCAAAGAGAAGCAAGCACAAAAGCUGAACCGGCAACUCUGAGAGACAGACGGCGAGACUUUGUUUGUAAAACACUGUGGGCAGGUGGUUUUAGCUUUGGGGUUUGUGAGUUGCACUUUGAAAGAGCUGAGUUUUGAUUUGCAAAGGAAGCUUUGUGAGAUUUUGGAAUUGUGUUUGACAUGCAGAAGAUUAUGCUUUCUUAUUUUUUAUCUUAAUCUGAGACCCCAUAUGCUCUAAAACUUAAACAGAAUUUUAUAGGAGAAUAUAAUGAACUUCAGAAUUUUGAAGUUAAUAAAAAAAUUAUGAAAUCUUAGAAAAUAUGCACAAAUGCUGAUUCAUGUCUUUAUGGUAUUUUUUAAUAUAUAAACGUCUUGACUUUUUGCAGUCAAGCACUUUGAGUAGAUAUUAAGACCACAUCAUGGCCUCUUAUCUGCCUCGAUGCUCCUCCAGCUGCCUCUGGUUACCUUUUGUCCAUCUUCCAUUCUCUCCUCUUAUCCAAGCAUGCUUCCCUGAGGUUUUCUCCCUAAAUUUAACCUAAACUGAGGCUGAAGGCGAUGAUUACCUCCUGCAAGCUCCUCUGCUGUGACUUAUCGGCCUGUACUUAGUGGCUAUGGGAUGUGCAAGAGGAGCAAUCAGUGGUCAGACGGCUGUAAAAAUAAAAGCUCAUUCGUUACGAAGUUUGAAGAGUUUUUAUGCUUGCUUGGUUUUUAGUCAGGUUCUUAGGAACUGGUUUUCAUUAUAGCAUGUGUGAUAAAACAUCAGAACAUGUGGUGGACACUGAUUUUCCAGAUGAUGCAGGUUACUGCAUCCCAUUAGAUGAGUGAGGAGGGUUUGAAGUGUCACUUGAUGGAAUUUGUGCAGAAAAGUUAUAUGUUUUUUUUUCCUUAAACAUUCUGCCCCAUGAACCUCUGCAUUAUAGUUUGAAAAACAGAAUAAAAACUAUCUUUGGAAACUGAAAAGGCAUAUGUGUGUGUGUGUGUGUGGCUGUAAUCUGACACUAUAUGGGCUAGGGUUUCAGGGAGUGGAGCAGGUCAGAGUAUAGAAAGCUGGCUGUCAGGGCUCAACCUCUCCUCCCAGUUGCACAUCCUUUUAGUGCUGCUGGUGAGUCCAAAGAAAAGGUGAGACGAGCAAAUGUUUCUGAUUUGUUUUUUUUUGUAUGUGUUUUUCAUCUGUUAUGCAUAUUUACUCCAGUCUUUAAAAGCUGUGAUAAAUAAUACAACAGAUAGAAUUUGCUGUAUUAUAAUUUGAGCAGGUGUUGCCAGUCCAGUGGUGGUUUUUGGUGAUCAUGAAUAUCCUGCAAGUCCUGGGCCUUCUUCACCUGCUAACUAUACCUGCUUUGACUCUGAAUACACCCGUCUAUGAUUACUGGGGAGAAUUUGGGGCCUUCGGGCCCUGCAGCCGUACUUGCGGCACUGGAGUUGCAAUGAGAACCAGGAAAUGCAUUACUUCCAGGACAGAUGGAGGGCACAAUUGUGUAGGAUCUUCCAAGUCCUACCGCACCUGUAGUACGCAGCCAUGUCCAGUUGGUUUGAAGGAUUUUAGAGAGGUGCAGUGUUCUGAGUUUGACACGGUGGACUACCAUGGAAACCGUCUUAGCUGGGUGCCGCACUACGAGGCAUCCAACCCCUGCGAGGUGAACUGUGUACCAAGUGGGCAAAACGUCUUCUACAGAACUCAACAUCGACUUCAAGUGACUGAUGGUACUCCUUGUAACGAGGGACACACUGAUAUCUGUGUUGAAGGGGUCUGCCGGGCAUUGACCCACGAGGAGUUUAUGGGACUAGACAACGACACAGAAACUCUACAUUUCACUUUGCCUUCUGUGCCUCAUCUAAGAGAGACCCACCCGUGCACCUACAGGACGGGUCUCUACAGCGAGUGCUCUGCAUCCUGCAAUGGAGGCCUGCAGUAUCGCAGCGUGGAGUGUGUGAUUGAGGAUCCUGUACACCCCCGAGUGGUGGACGAGUCUUACUGCAUCAUCCAACACUUGCAUAAGCCACUGAGUCAGAAAUCCUGCAAUAUGCAUUCCUGUGGAGAGCACAGGGCAGAAUAUAGCGUCUCCAGCUUCAGCGUGUGCUCAGUGACCUGUGGAGAAGGGCAGCAGACAAGAGAGGUGGUCUGUGUGGGACCAAGAGGAGAACGUCUGCCUGACCAUGCCUGCUCAGGAUUAGUCCCACCUGCAUCUGUCCAGGCCUGCCGUAGACCUGCCUGUUACACACAAAUAACAUGGCAUGUGACAGAGUUUGGACUCUGCUCGAGAAGCUGCAGCGGAGGUGUAAGAGAGAGGCAGGUCAGCUGUUUUGAUACUGAUCUGCAUCCAUACCCCGAGGAGCAGUGUGGAUUAGGAAGCAAACCCUCCUCUGUUGAGUCAUGCAACACGCAGUCAUGUCACGAGCCACAAACGGUUCCAAGCUUUCAAAAUCCAAGUGCAAUUGAAAGCACUUUCGAAGGAUAUGUGCCUCAUGUGUUGGAAGAACAUUUAGAAGACUGUGUUCACAGCAGGUAUGGCUGUUGUCUGGAUGGAGUGACUUUAGCUCAAGGAUUUGGAAGAGCUGGAUGUCCAGAGUAUCAGACAGUAUCAGACGUAUCGUUCCAUCCAGAAUCUGUGGUUGUGGAUUAUGACAGUAACUCCGUUCACUCCACGUACGUCUACAGGACCGGAGUCUACAGCGAGUGCUCUGCAUCCUGCAAUGGCGGCGUGCAGCAUCGCAGGGUGGAAUGUGUGUUUCAGGAUUUAUCAAACCCCGAGGUGGUGGAUGAGUCCUACUGCACCACCCAACAUUUGCAGAAGCCACAAGUUCAGCAGGAGUGCAAUGUGAUUCCAUGUGUAGAGUACAGCGUCUCUAGUUUCAGUGAGUGCUCAGUGACCUGUGGUGAAGGGCAUCAGAUGAGGGAGGUGAUUUGUGUGGGCCCAAGAGGAGAGCACCUGUCUGACCGCGCCUGCAGAGGUUUGGUCCGACCUGCUUCUGUCCAGGCCUGCCGCAGACCAGCCUGCUACACACAGAUAACAUGGCACGUGACAGAAUAUGAACUCUGCUCCAGGAGCUGUGGUGGAGGUGUGAGGGAGAGGCAGGUCAGCUGUUUCGACACUGAUCUGCAUCCAUACUCUGAGGACCAGUGCGGACUAGAAAGCAAACCCAACUCUGUUGAGUCGUGCAACACUCAACCGUGUCAUGAGGCACAAAGUGUUCCAAGUGUUCAAGAUCCAGGGACAGAAGAGGGUACCACACGAAGAUUUGUGCCUCAUGUUCCAGAGGAAUCUCCCACACCAUCUCCCGACACAAACAAUGCCGAUGACCUCGAACCUGCUGUGACAGACCCCGACUGUGCACAGUCAGUGCAUGGAUGCUGCCCUGAUGGCUACUCUACAGCCACUGGCCCCGAAAACGACGGCUGUCCUACUGAAGACUGCUCUUUUAGCAGGUUUGGAUGUUGUAAGGAUGGAGUGACUGCAGCUGAAGGGGAUGGACAGCUCGGAUGUCCUGAACAUCAGACAGCUGAGGAACAUCCACCUGUCCCUGUUGAUCACGCCUCUGCAUGCUCCCUGCCUCGUGAUGAAGGCCCUUGUGAAAAGUGGGUUGCCCGAUUUGCCUAUGAUGCUGCUGUUGGCAAAUGCAAGGAGUUUUGGUACGGAGGCUGCCAUGGCAAUGCCAAUAAUUUUGCAUCUGAGCAUGAUUGCCAGAAACAAUGUGGGGCUUCCAGGACAGUACCUGUCCCUGUACGUCGCAGAUGGAUCUACAGGAGAGGUUUUCUAAGAUCUGUACGAGUCAGGCCUAACCAUGUUGGAGUCUAUUACAGGGCAUAAGGCAAAUGGUACAUACUUAUGCAUAGAUUGGUGGUAAAUUAAGAAAAGACAAAUUUGGACUCUGGAAGUUGGAAAAGUAUUUCUGUAAAAGUGCUACACAUUUCUAUAAAAAAUGUGUUCUGAAUAAAUUUUAACUUUGUUUCAAGUUACGCGGUUCUUCCAAGUUACGCUGUUCUGAUGCCAACAUCCAACAGAUUUUUCUCUAAUUUCACACUUUUUAACAAAUAUUAGUGUCAACACAUGAAGCAUGCAUCAUAACUAACCACAUUCAGAGUUUUAACACUUAUCUUGAUUUUAGAAUAUUAAUUAUCUUCUUUAUUCUUUACUAAAUUGCAACAUUUUACUCAGACUUUCCAAACUUUUCUUAAUUUUGUAAUAUUUUCCAUGAUGCUUCCCAUAUUCAUUUAUUUAUUGUGAAUUCUGGGCAGGAAUCAGCAUCACAAAAAACUUUGAAGUGACUACAGUUGCUAAACAUUAAAUGUAAUAAAUCAUUCAACCCUUGGUUACACUGCA
This is a messenger RNA of Oryzias latipes (Japanese medaka), 4857 nucleotides long. Lineage: Eukaryota; Metazoa; Chordata; Actinopteri; Beloniformes; Adrianichthyidae. The record is from RefSeq and is a predicted model, not a curated record.